ACAGAAGAAUCCAAGUGACUCCGCGAACGAUGUGUUUUGCCUUCUGAGCAAGCAAACAGGAAGGGGCCAAAACUGAUACGAACGUCGUCUUGCUUGCUUUUUGUUUUUCUUCUUUUUCAAAAAAGGACGCCUGGGUUGUUUGUGCAGACAACUGUCGUAAUAUUUUGAGGAUGCACUCUGGAGAUGCGCGUUGAGCUCGACUUAUGGGCUUUUUGUCCUUUCUGAAAGCGCAUUACGUAUCCUGGUGAUGUCCUCCAAUCUCACACAUCCAGAAGGCCAUUAUCUCCCCGCAAACAAGCCCGUGAACACCCCGCGCAGAAGAGUCAGGGGACGUCACCUUAUCGGAAUAUGACAGCGGCAUCCGUAUUCGAGCAAUGGGCCGAUGAAGUCUUGGCUAUCUGCCCUGGCCACCCGAGGGCAAGUGUGGUGCAAGUGCUGCAAACGACUAAUAGCAAAGACGAGACGAUACUUCGCAUGUUGGAGGGAAACUUCCUAGAAGGCGGCGACGUAUGUGACAAUCUGAUUAUACUACCCACGCCACAACGCCCCUCGAAACGCGCCGCCCGGACGCCCGCCUCCUUCUCCCGGUCGAUCAGUUUCCCAACUGGAGGAGCCGCCACGCCGACUUUCCUCCGCGCGGCUAGCUUUGCUGGACGAGAAUGGGCUGCGGGAAGCGGUAGAAGAGAUUCAUAUCAAAUGGGAGAAGAGGAGCAGCUUUCGGAGGACGACGAAGAGGAUAUCCCACCGCUGCCGCAGACCGAUUGGACUUGGACUCGUGAUCUGCCGAUGUUGGAUAGCAUUCGCAAAGCGAGGCGUUCUCGUGAUGUGAUUGGCAGCAAACAAGAUGUCCGGAACGAGGCGGACGACAGCGAUGUGAUGGACUUGAGCCAGGACACUGUGGCCUUGGACACUCAUGACACCGAGGAAAUCAUUGAUCUCAGCCAGGAUGACAUCGACAUGGGCGCAGAUUUACACUAUACCUGCGACGUUUACAACACCAUUGAUAACGUGAUCGAUCUGUCCAUGAGCCCGCUGAAGAAGGAUCUGCAGGAAGACCUGUUUUGGCUGGACAGUGUGUGCGAAGGUGCCCAGCGUCGUUGGGUGGAUGGUGGAACCAAGGUGCCGAAACGGAGAUCUAGAGGGGGGACAGAGCGGGCUGCUGGUGGCUUCCUCAGGGACUCGGAUGUUGAGAUAUCGCCGGCGGUUGGACUCCGAUCCGAGGCUCGCAUGCCACCGGCGACCAGUGCCACGCCAACAGCCGCGUCCCCGUUUGUGGAGGAAUCCCCAAUUUCGGUUGUGGGACGCCUCGAUCGGUAUGCCAUGCCAUCUGCACACGUUAUCAACAAGCGGAAAUCCGCGGAAGUGCCAGUGGAUUUGCCUACGGCCAAUGACAAGCCACCCCAAGUACGGAAGAAGGCCAAAACUGUUUCUCCAGCGGAUAGCUCCGUUACCCCACCGCCACCACCACCCGGUCGUGUAGCCCCUCCGUAUAAACCCAGCACAAGCAGAUAUGUUGAGCCACCAGUCCAACGCACUCCUGCGUUGCGGAAGACGAUGUCAAUGCCUGUGGAGCUCGAAUCGCCCAGUUUUAUCGAUCUGGUCGACAUGCCAGAUGUGUUCAGGCCAUCACAGCAGAUGAGCUCCUCCCCACCUCCGAGGAUGCCGCCUGCGUUGAGAAAGCAAGGGUCUUCUGUGGCAACGGCCAGCUCUGCAUCGCAUGUUGAAGUCCCAACCGUCAGUCGAAUGAUAGAAGACGUUACGUCUUCAUCUGCUCGGGAGAGAGUCCCCUUGCGGAAGCACGUCUCAUCCUUAGCGGUUCUCAAUGCUGCCGCUGCAGCCACCAGUGCAAUGGCGGAGCCUCGGCCCUUACCGAAGCGAAAGGCACCGACAAAAAAAGCUAGGGAGGUUGAUUCGGCGGUUGGCGCGGGACUCGAUUUAACAUGCAAAGAAAAGGCGAAGCAGGAUAAGGAGGAGAAAGCCCGUGCCAAGGAAGCUGCAAAGCUGCAGAAACAACGGGAGAAAGAGGAGAAGGCUAGAGCCAAGCAGCAGGAAACAAUGAAUAAGAAGUUGCAUAGCUCUGUCAACAAGAUCCGCACCAAGACGGAUUGCGUCAAGGAGAUGAUUGUGGAGGUGUCGCCUGACUUUGCCUCUGCAGCAGAAGUGGAGACCUUGGUCGCUGCGUUAAGACUGGCAGGAACCGACGCGCUCGUCCAUCACUGUAGGCCUGCCGGGGCUGCGAAUUCUAUGAGCGAUGUGGCGGGAUCAGUUGAUUUCGCAAAAUCCAUUCUGAGCUGGAAACGUAAGAUUGCACGGAAAUGGGACGACGAGCAAGAUAUCUGGGUCGCUUGUCCCGAACACGUCGAGGAAGAACGAUUCAUGAUGGUCCGGCUGAAAGCAGCGUCGUUGGCUCAGAUUGUCGCGCCGUCCGCAAAUCCCGCGCGAUCCACAGAGUCCCCGCUUAUCACCUACCACCGAGCAUUGCUGCAAGCAUAUCCCAACAAAGAGGUGAUUUACUUUGUUGAAGGAAUGGAGCAAUAUGCGAAAAAGCAGACGCGAAAAGCAGCUUCUGUCCCUGACCGGGAAAACUCUGACGGCGAGGACCCGAAUGUGAGAGCGAAUGGAAGGAAAAAGCGUGCGAGCGCAAAGUCGCUUCCGUCAGGCGGUGACGUGGAAGAUCACUUGGUCGCAUUGCAAUUGUACGAAUCUACGGUUCGGGUACAUUGUGGAAAAAACUUCACUGAAGCUAUGGAAUGGAUUGGGAGUUUCACGGAGCAGAUCUCCAUGAUUACGGAACUCGAACACCGAAGCGAAGAAGCCUGGCAGCUCGGCUUCGGUGACAAGAUCAAAUCUGGCGAUACAGCAGCAGAAACAUGGCUGCGGAUCCUGGAACAGAUACAGAUGUGCACUCUGCCCCGAGCGAAAGCUAUCGUGAAUGUGUAUCCAACUUUGCAGAGUCUUGUCUCAGCAUAUGAGGCUUUGGGACAAGAUACGAAAACGGCAGGGAACUUGCUGGCGAAACUACAGUAUAACUCGGGCACAGACGCAAACUCCAACAUGAGGAAUAUUGGGCCCGUGCUUUCGAAGCGUGUUUACACGUCGCUGAUGGACGAAGAUCCUGAAACCUUGCUAAUGGAUUAAAGAUCGUAUUGAAAUAGUUGUAUCAUAGUGUCAGAUGAAGCUCAUAGAAUUUUUGGAAUCCAGCUAAUACAAACAUUACCGAGGGAAAUUAACACUAUUUACACUUUGACCCAAGAAGGGAUGAGGAGGCUAAAUACCUUGGGUAGCUUACGGAAAAAAGGGAACAUACAAAACCG
Messenger RNA from Fimicolochytrium jonesii, 3314 nucleotides. RefSeq lists its product as uncharacterized. The record is from RefSeq and is a predicted model, not a curated record. Gene Ontology annotation, biological process: replication fork processing; resolution of meiotic recombination intermediates; double-strand break repair. The transcript is spliced from 6 exons. Lineage: Eukaryota; Fungi; Chytridiomycota; Chytridiomycetes; Spizellomycetales; Powellomycetaceae. Gene Ontology annotation, cellular component: nucleus; Holliday junction resolvase complex. The coding region runs from base 349 to 3138 and encodes 929 amino acids.